UCCAGCUGGGCAUUGGCUCUCUAGUUCCUUGCCUCGUGUCUUUUUUGUCUGUGCAUUCUGUUGCUUUACUCGUUAUGAUCCCUGCGCGUCUAAAGGAUUGUUACUUAACGAGAGACCUUUUCUGUCAUGUGUUCAUUCAACAACUGUGUGGAAUGGCAUUCUGCAAGCUACUCAGAAUUAAGAAUCUUCAGAAGUGCUAAGGAAUAUUAUAUCUCAUCCUUGGGCACCCCACCCUGAAUGCCCUGACCUCUCCUGAUUUAGCAGGGUCAAGCCUGGGCCAGAGAGAUGGAUGAGAAUGUUGCUGAGUUCCUCCGGAGGAGCAUCUUGAAAAUCCCCUUCUGUGAGAUGAAGACCAUCCUAAAAGCCUGGGACUUUUUGUCUGAAGACCAACUGCAGACCAUAAACUUUCGGCAGAAAAAGGAAUUCCUAGCCCAGGAAGUGAUUCUGAUGUGUGAGGGGAAGAAUGCAAGUGUUGAUGACAUGGCCCUUUUAGACAUUGUGUAUACUCAAGCUCAUCGGCACCAGAAGCUUUGGAGUGUCUUUCAGAUGAGUAAAGAACCAGGUGAAGAUGUUGACUUUUUUGACAUGAAACAGUUCCAAAGUUCCUUUAAGAAAAUUCUUCAGAGAGCAUUAAAAAAUGUUACGGUCAGCUUCAGAGUCGACGGGAAGAAUGCAGUGUGGAUUCGGGUUGCCUGGGGAACACAGUAUUCACGGCCAAACCAGUACAAACCCACUUUUGUGGUGUAUUAUCCCCAGACUCCAUAUGCCUUCAUUUCCACCAGCCAUCUGAAGAGCACUGUACCCCUUCUCCAUCAGGCCCUGAAGGUUGCUAGCAAACACCAUCAGAUCGUGCAGAUGGAUCUGAGAAGCCGGCACCUGGACUCGCUCAAGGCUAUUGUUUUUAGAGAGUAUGAUCAGACCUUUGAAAGUCACAACUCUACAAUGCCUCUACAAGAAGAAAGCCUUGGACUAGACCUGAAUUUGGAUUCAAACAUCAUUCAUGAAAACACAGAAGAAAGAGAGAGAAUCCAAAGAGUCACUCAGGAGACCUUUGGAACCUAUCCCCAGCCACAGCUGGAAUUUGCACAGUAUAAGCUGGAGACCAGAUUCAAGAGUGACAUUAAUGGGGGCAUCUUGGCUGACAGGAAAGAACCUCUGAGGUGCCUUAUAAAGUUCUCAAGCCCAAACCUUUUGGAAGCAUUGAAGUCCUUAGCACCAGCCGGUAUAGCUGAUGCACCGCUUUCCCCACUGCUCACCUGCAUACCAAGCAAGAAAAUGAAUUAUUUUAGAAUUAGAGAUAAAUGAGAUACAUAUGGCUUUGCUUGUAUUGUACAUGCAAUUCCAGUUAUGGCUGACUAGCUUCUGUAUAUAAUCUUGUGUUUUAGAAAUCAACCCUUGGCAUUGGAAAUUCAGUGUUUUUAAUGUAACUGUUGGGAUUAACUAUGUCCUUCCUGUGUGCUUUCGCUUCUGUCUUCUACUAAAUACAGCAGCUGUAGGCAUUUGAGAAGUGAUAUCACACACGCACACAUACACCACACACCCACAAAACACACAACACACAAAACACACAACACACACACACACAGAGUCGCUCAGAAGUCAAGCAUGACACAGUGGCUGAUCCUGCCUUUAUCCCACUCCUCCUCAUCCUUGGAAGUCUAGUCUCAGCCCCUGGUUUCUGUGGGAUUUCGGAAACUACUCAACCCAGAACUUGUAGGAGAAUCAGAGGGGAGAGCUCACUGCGUUAAGCUACUCCACAGACUGCAUAUCUGAUGGCUUGUUUAUAUAAAAUUAUUCUGUUCUAUUAUACAUACGUGGAGCAUUCAAACUGAGCAUCACUGUUACACUGACUUGUGAAUAAAGAUACUGGAAAACUGG
Messenger RNA from Peromyscus californicus insignis, 1878 nucleotides. It is a transcript of the gene Cenpn, whose product is annotated as centromere protein N. Bases 286 to 1305 code for a protein of 339 amino acids. Gene Ontology annotation, biological process: chromosome segregation; CENP-A containing chromatin assembly. Lineage: Eukaryota; Metazoa; Chordata; Mammalia; Rodentia; Cricetidae. The record is from RefSeq and is a predicted model, not a curated record. The transcript is spliced from 12 exons.